CACUCCUCAAGCGUUAGUUGUCCUUUGGCAUUCGAAGUGAGCGGAAUGAUUCGGUUUUUGACACGUCUUCUAUGGCCGCUGGCCCUGCUGCAGUGCAUCCAGGCAUCAGCCGUGGCUCCGAGGCCCAUCAUCUAUGGCCGGGAUAAUGCCUACUACUUCGGUUUGCCGGUCUACAAACUCAUCAAGCCGGGUGUACCUCCUCCCACGACUACGACAACGACAACCACGACGCCUGCUCCCAGCUCAGGUUAUCCUAGUGAUAUUCUGGACAUAGCUUACAGAAAACUGGGCCUGAAGAAGCUGCCGAGGAUCGAGGAUCUUGGCGAAUUGAUUGGCACAGGAGAUGCCAUAGAAACCAUCGAAUACCUGCGAAAACGGACCGGCAGCGAUGCUGACAUCGCCCUCAUGAAACAGUACAUGGACACGCUUCAUUUUGAAGAAGAGCAUGAGGCUGAAGAGGAGGCAGAGGCUGAAGCUGAAGAGGAGGCGGCUGCGGAAGAAGAGAAGCCAGAUGACGACAACGACGAUGAUGAUGAUAAUACCAUGGGCAACAGCUUUGAUGAGGACCAGCCCAGGGAGAAUAUUAUCCCGACCAAAGCUCCCGAGCCGCAGGGAAGUAUGAUGCAGCGUUUUAGCAGCUUCUUGAGGCAGUGGACCAGUCGGGCCCCCACUCCAUCGCCGACGGUAGUUACUCCUCCCCCUUCUCCUCCUCCGCGCACUGUCUCCUUUCAGCCAGUUUUUGUGGUUCGUCCUCCUACUAUGCCCGUGCCAAACAGACGGCCUGUCCUGGUGAGGCAACCAGUGCCUUACCACUAUCCCGUGCCUUUCCGACCCGUGACAACGUCGCCACCGCGCGUCGAAAAGCCCACAGAGGUGCCCAGUACCACAGCAGCUCCUAAGCCCCAUCUGAACACCCCCAAGGAGCAGGAGUUGUCCGCCAAGGAGCUGGAGGAUAUCACGAUCGAUAUACCGAACAACCUGUCGCCGCACAUCAUGCAGUUCGCCAAGUUGGCCAACAUCUCGCCGGUAAUUGUGGACCGCUUCCUGCAGCGCCAGCCCAAGCUAGCGGCGUUGGCCAAGAAGGUUAGCACGCUGGCACUGAGCCAGGAGCAGACCCAGGAGAUGGAGUCCCAGGUGCUGAUGGCCGUGCACAAGGCGCUGUCCCAGAGCGAGGAGAUGAGCAAGAUAUUGGAGGCGGCCCAGACACUUAAAUAGACUAAAUGUAUAACUAUUAAAGCUUUAAGAAUAUUUCAUUGAAAAUAAAACCUGAUGUCAAUAUUAAAAA
Messenger RNA from Drosophila kikkawai, 1285 nucleotides. RefSeq names its product link (gene link). The record is from RefSeq and is a predicted model, not a curated record. NCBI's taxonomy places the organism in Eukaryota, Metazoa, Arthropoda, Insecta, Diptera, Drosophilidae.